UUUCACGUAAUUUAUGGAUUCCUGGCUUUCACAAAAGUCAAAGUCUCACUGAACUGUCUGGAAAUGUUUCACUCAACACUCAGUAUUGCAUCAGCCAAGUUUAAUUCUAAUGGAUAUUAUAAAUUUCAUUGUGCACAUGAAUUCAUUGUUAUAUUUUAUUGAAGCGAACAUGAAUAUACCCUGUAAAAAGUUUAUUUGGCAUAUGACAUCUACAACAGCAUUGACAGUAACUGGUGUUUCAUCAUUUUAUUGUUAAAAUAUCCAUUUUCUCCAAUAAGUUCAUUACAAUGUAUCCAGAAAAAACUUCCCCAGUACAAAGAUUAUUGGAGAGUAUGACUGGUAUUUCAAACAAGUUAAUAAGUCAGAAUUCUGGUAUAUUUGUAAAGAAUUUCAAUAUUAUGGAUAAUCCUUCAUCUAUAACUAUAAUUUCAAAAGAUUUGCAACAGUUUUAUUUGCCACGCAGCAACAAGGAUAAACCUUUUUCUUUUUGUACUAUGAAUUCAUAUGCGUCAGCAGCGAAUGAAGAAAGAAGUUGUACAGAAUCAUUACUUCAAGGCAAAAUUUAUACCAAAAACCAACCGAAAAAACUUAGUCUAAUGGAUUUUAGAUCUUUAAUCUUAGAAAAAUCACAAUUUCUUCUCACAAAUUACAAGGACGAAGUAAAAAACAGUAUUGUACAAAAAUUAGAGCUCAGUAGAAAUAAUAUAGUUAACGAUUUACCAACAUCUUUAAAGCAAAUAAAAAAAACAAAAUCACAUAGGAAACGUGUGAUUUGUAAAAAACCAAAUCUGAUGAUUAGGAUAAAAUCAAAACAGUGUAAAAAAAGCCAGAAAAAAAAACUUCCAACCAAAACUAUUUACAGAUUAAGAAGAGUGAACUUAAAAGUAAAUAGAGAAGAUAAUAUGGAAACUGCUACAGUUAGUAAUUUAAUACCUGAUGGUAUUUCAUUGCAGAGUAAAAGAACAAAUAAUAAUUCAACUCUCAAGGUGGAUAAGGAAAGUAUUUCUAAUGCAUCUAAUACUCAAUUUGACAGUUUAAGUUCUAAUGAGAGUAGUGAUGAAGAAGAAAAUUCUGAAUUAGAUGGCUCAGGUUCUGAUGAAGAUAGUGAUUCAUCAGACGAUGAUUUUGUUGUUUUUAGCAAACAAAAUGAUGAUGGUAAUAAUGAUAAAAAAAAUAUUUCAAUUAACUCAACAGAUUCAGAUGAUAACUUCAUCAUUUUUAACCAUGUAAAUGAUGAUUAUGAUCAAAAAGAUGAUGAUGACGAUGAUGAUGAUGAAGAUGAAGAUGAAGAUGAUGAUGAUGAAGAUGAUGAUGAAGAUGAUGAUGAUAAUGAUAAUGAUAAUGAAAUAAAUGAUUCAAUCAACUCUAAAGAUUCAGUUGAUGGAUUCAUUGUUUUACAAAAUAAUGAUGAUAAUCAAACAGCGUGUUGUCAAAGCAGCGGUGCAAAUGACGUCCAAAAAAAUGAGAAGAAAUCAAAAAAAGAAAAAAGAAAAGCUAAGGUUUCUUUUGACUUAAAGCCACAAGUUCAUUUGAUGAUCAAAUGGGAUUUUGCAUAUCGUAAAGCACGACCCGGACCUUGGGAACAAGCAGCUCGCGACCGAGGACGUUUUGCUCGACGAGUCUCCGACUCGCAUAAAGUCCUUGACAAAAUACUUUUACCAGCUCAUCGUGCACGUAUUUUUGAAGAAAGAUUCCAAGAUACUUCAUAAAUGAGCGUCAGUCAGAAAUUGAAACAAAUUGAACUGUGAUAAGUUAAUAUAUAAUUAUUAACUUGUAAACUAUAUGCAUAAUUAGUUUAUUUAUAGGAACAAAUUUUAUUACGUUAGGAAGUCAAUGUGGAAUUUAUUAAAUUGAAUUUAGCUUACUGAAUAACAUCAAUUUACCUACAAUUAGAUUUCGAAUGAUUAUUUUUUUGUACAAAGAUUAUACUUCAUUUUAAUAUAAAUAUCAUUCUAAUGUGUUUUAAUGUUUCUAUUAACCAUUUAUAAUUGGUCUUGAAUUUGGAAUAGAAGUAUUUGCAAUUGUAUGCAUACUUUUUAAAGUUGAAAUAAUGAAUUUGAAAAAACACAUUUCAUGUACAUCACCGACAGUUUAUAUAAAAUCUUAAGCGUAAUUUUCUCUAUCUUCUUAGCUGCUGACUGAAUUUGUAAAUUUUGCUCUUAAUUAAAGUAAGAAAUAGAGAUUAUAAAUUUUUUAUUGAGCUGUUACUACAUGAUGAAACACAUAUUUUAUUUUAACAUAACAUAAUCAAAUAAAUGUUUUAUAUGACUAAAA
Messenger RNA from Trichogramma pretiosum, 2274 nucleotides. RefSeq names its product dentin sialophosphoprotein-like (gene PPP1R15). Gene Ontology annotation, molecular function: protein phosphatase regulator activity. Gene Ontology annotation, biological process: response to endoplasmic reticulum stress. The record is from RefSeq and is a predicted model, not a curated record. Gene Ontology annotation, cellular component: endoplasmic reticulum; protein phosphatase type 1 complex. The transcript is spliced from 4 exons. Bases 288 to 1709 code for a protein of 473 amino acids. Lineage: Eukaryota; Metazoa; Arthropoda; Insecta; Hymenoptera; Trichogrammatidae.